Molecule: messenger RNA, 1906 nt
Organism: Doryrhamphus excisus (bluestripe pipefish)
Lineage: Eukaryota; Metazoa; Chordata; Actinopteri; Syngnathiformes; Syngnathidae
Gene: usp22
Product: ubiquitin specific peptidase 22
Biological process (GO): protein deubiquitination
Molecular function (GO): zinc ion binding; cysteine-type deubiquitinase activity
Source: RefSeq, a predicted model, not a curated record
AUUCACUGUGUAAGCUACUGUUGAAAUUCCUACGCUAACCAACUUUAGCCAGCUUGCUAACAUGUAAUUAAGCGACUGUGGUUAAACUGCAUCCAUGGUUCCAUAAUGGAUUUGAACUGACAAGGGCUAUGCUGAUUCCGACACUGCAAUACCGGAAUAAUUGGUGUUCUCCUGUGCGUCUCGCCGUAACUGCAACCAGAACAUGUCCAGUUAGCUAGGACGCGGCGAUUGGAGGAUAACGAACCUGGCAAGCUAGCCACUCUACCCGGGUUUGGACUGGGUCGAGGGGUUUUUGAACAGGUUUCAUCGCCGAGUGGACAACCGACUCGGAUGCUGUGAUAACCAUGAGUCCCGCAGGCUGCCCCCAUGUCAAUUGCUUCAAAGUGGACAACUGGAAGCAGAACCUGAGGGUUAUUUAUCAGUGUUUCGUAUGGAGCGGUUCAGCCGAGACCAGGAAACGCAAGGCCAAGUCAUGCAUCUGCCACAUGUGCGGCGCUCACCUCAGCAGACUCCACUCCUGCCUUUACUGUGUCUUCUUCGCCUGCUUUGCCAAAAAACACAUCCACGAGCAUGCCAAGAGCAAACGGCAUAACCUAGCUAUUGACUUGCUGUAUGGGGGAAUUUACUGCUUCAUGUGCCAGGACUACAUAUACGACAAAGACAUGGAACAGAUUGCCAAAGAGGAACAAAGGAAAGCUUGGAAAAUGCAAGGCGUAGGUGAGAAGUACUCCACAUGGGAGCCCACCAAGAGGGAGCUGGAACUUCUUCGCCACAACCCCAAGAGGAGGAGAAUCACAUCCAACUGUACUAUUGGCCUACGCGGUCUUAUCAACCUCGGCAACACAUGCUUCAUGAACUGCAUCGUCCAGGCACUAACACACACACCGCUAUUGCGUGACUUCUUCCUGUCGGACCGACACAAAUGUGAAAUGCAGAGCAACUCCUGCUUAGUGUGUGAGAUGUCGCAGCUCUUCCAGGAGUUUUACUCAGGCCACCGCUCACCACACAUCCCGUUCCGCCUCCUCCACCUGGUGUGGACUCACGCCCGUCACCUGGCCGGGUACGAGCAGCAGGACGCACACGAGUUCCUCAUUGCUGCACUGGAUGUCCUACACCGACACUGCAAAGGGGGCCUGCAAUCUGAUGUCACCUGUCAAGUCUGCCAUGGUGUCUCAACGACCAUCGACCCGUUCUGGGAUAUCAGCCUGGACCUGCCGGGUUCCUCCACCCCGUUCUGGCCGUUAAGUCCCGGAGGAGAUGGCUCGACACUAAACGGAGAGAGUCACACCAAUGGAGCCACAACACUGACCGACUGCCUACGAAGGUUCACCAGACCAGAGCACCUGGGCAGCAGCGCGAAGAUCAAGUGCAGCGGUUGCCACAGUUACCAGGAGUCUACCAAGCAACUGACUAUGAAAAAGUUGCCCAUAGUGGCCUGCUUUCACCUUAAAAGGUUUGAGCAUUCAGCCAAACUACGGAGGAAGAUCACAACAUACGUCUCAUUUCCUUUGGAGCUGGACAUGACACCCUUCAUGGCCUCAAGUAAGGAGAGCAGGAUGAACGGCCAGUACCAACAGACUGUGGAGCCAUUCAACAAUGACAACAAAUACAGCCUGUUUGCAGUCGUCAACCACCAGGGGACACUAGAGAGCGGCCAUUACACCACCUUCAUUAGGCAGCAUAAAGACCACUGGUUCAAAUGUGAUGAUGCAAUCAUCACCAAAGCCAGCAUCGAGGCAGUGUUGGACAGCGAAGGGUACCUUUUAUUUUACCAUAAACAGUUCCUGGAGUACGAAUAGUGCCACCCGAAACCCGUCACAAUGCAUAUGAGCCCUGAAGCACUACUGCAACUUGUACAACAUUUCCACUGGACUUCAAGACGCACACAACGAUCUUCUCAGAGCAG